AUGACAACCGAAUUCUUAAUGCCUAAAUUGGAAGAAAUUGAUGUGGAGGACAUGCGGUUUCAACAAGAUGGUGCCACAUGUCAUACAGCCCGUGAAACGGGUCAAUUACUGCAUGAGAGAUUUCCUGGUCGUGUGCUCUCUCUCGUUUCGGUGAUCGACGAAAGAGUGCGUAUGUGCCAGCAAAGCCGUGGAGGUCAUUUGCCCGAUGUGGUAUUCCAUAACCCUCUUUAUGCUAUGUUCUUUAUGCUUCAAUAA
Molecule: messenger RNA, 255 nt
Organism: Necator americanus (New World hookworm)
Lineage: Eukaryota; Metazoa; Nematoda; Chromadorea; Rhabditida; Ancylostomatidae
Exons: 1
Coding region: 1-255 (84 amino acids)
Source: RefSeq, a predicted model, not a curated record